Trichoderma atroviride IMI 206040 is the source of this 1624-nucleotide messenger RNA. Lineage: Eukaryota; Fungi; Ascomycota; Sordariomycetes; Hypocreales; Hypocreaceae. The record is from RefSeq and is a predicted model, not a curated record.
AUGAAUGUAGCAUAAAAUGUCCGCCAAUCAUCGCCAAUUGGUAUUCGACAAGGCACUUGAAGAAUUCAAAAGAUACCUAAAACCAAGAGAGUUAGAGGACCUCAAGGCAACUACAUCCGAGAAUCUGUCGAGGAUCAUCGGGGAGAUACAAACUAGGCAACACUGGGAACGGCGGCCACAAAACCUGAGCAGGCUAGAUCGUUUCCUCGAAGCCAUUAAUCAGUACGAGCAAGUCGUAAAGACAUUUUGCAACAACAAUGACGUUGUACCUUUUCUCCGAGCAACGAGUGCAGAUCCCGAGGCGUUCAACGAACUUCUGGACACAUACAAGGGCAUUGGAGAGAGUUUGCCCCUUCUUACGCAGUAUCAGACUCUCUUCCAGGCCAAGCCUCACAUGGUGCAAAAUCUAUGGCUCAUAUACGACGACGUACUCGCAUUUCAUUCUAUAAUCUUUCGUUAUUUUCAGCAACCACAAUGGCGGUCGCUAUUCGCUGAGACCUGGAACACUUGCAAAUCUCGCAUCUUUACAAUUAUUGCUAACAUCUCCCGACGCCGAAGUUUGAUUGAGAGCCAAGCCAAUCCCUCUCAGAUCGAAGACGUGCACAAAGAUGUACAGAAUUCGAGACAAAUCGACAAACUUGCGUGUCUCUGUAUCGACUAUUUAAACUUGCCUGCAUUCCGAAACCCACCUACCAGAGAAAGGAUAUUAAACGGGGACUAUUGUUUCAUGGAUUAUGCUGUUGUACACUGGCUUGGGCAUCUUGAAGCAGGAGUUACCUUCCAAAGCAAUGACCACGAACAUCUGAUGAACCAGCUUGCAGAAUCGCUGGAAAUAUUUACCAACCACCAUUGGAGUGAACCUAGCGCCAACCUGACAUUAGCGAAUCGUCACAAAGAGAGGCUUCAAUUCUUUAAAGUGCUUGACUUUUAUGAGAAACUUGAUAAAACGGCAGCCUCGACUAAGAAACAUCUCAAAUUAUUUGGGGAAAUGAAGGAAGAAGAGGUCGCUCUGAACCACGUACACGUUGUUGGCCAAGUGAGAAAAGCUUUGGAACAGAUGGUGACUCGACCGUCAGAGGCUCCUCUUCAGAAAAUGAUCCAACAGGUGUAUGGGGCCAAUCUCUUCAAAUGCCCUAGAUCCAGCUGUGAAUUUUUCACUACUGGGUUUUCUUCAGACACUGAGAGGGUCAAGCACGUUUCGAAACACGACCGACCUUUCCGAUGUAGAGAUGAAAGAUGCACGGGAUUCUCCUGGGGAUUUGCAUCACUACCUGAGAGAGACAGGCAUGUGAAGGAGACGCAUACCAUGGUAGUGGCGCUGGAUCAGGAGUUUCCAACUGAUCAAGACGUAGAGCUCAGCAUUCAGGCUCACCGACCAGCUGUCUAUAUAGGACAAGGAGUGGAGCAAACCGUCCCGAGUGAGGCUGUAGAGUCACAGACCAUAGCGGGUUCGACAGAAUCCCCGCGUUCAGAGCUUGAAGCUGAGAUACAACAUAUACCCCGGCAAACACGCCCGAGACGAGCGGAUUUCCAAUGCGAAUUUUGUUCCAAAGUCUUUACGAGGCGAUUCAACCUGAAAUCACACCUUCUCACUCAUACGACCACGCGGAAGCAUGUUCAGUGA